Soboliphyme baturini is the source of this 570-nucleotide messenger RNA. The record is from the annotation of a GenBank genome assembly. Lineage: Eukaryota; Metazoa; Nematoda; Enoplea; Dioctophymatida; Soboliphymatidae.
AUGAUUGGCAGUUUUACAAACAGUUACUUGUUUUCUAGACGAUCGAUUUUCAAGUCUUUCGAGCGCAUCCACGGCAAGAAGGUGCUGGAGGUCGGGGCGGGCACAGGCAUCUUAUCCGUGUUUGCCUGCCAAGCUGGGGCAUCUGAAGUAAUUGCUGUAGAAGCGUCCAAGGUUUCAAAGUUCGCAGAGCUUCUGAUAAAGGAGAAUCACAUGGAGAAUAAAAUCAAACUUAUGAAGAUUCCUGUGGAAAAUGAGAAUACGGUUAAAACUAUCCCGCAAGUCUGCCAGAACCUUAAAAGUUCGGAUCUGGUUCACCGCCACUGUUGGACCCAAUCCAGGUGUGAAAGGAUGAGGGUUUGGGACGGUGGCUAUACCUCCCGUAAACUUAGUCACAUGCCAUUCAUGGUAUUGCCGUUAUCGAACAUUACACCGGCUCGAUCGGACUAUCCGCUGAAUUUUGACGAAGAAUGUCAGUCUUGGAGGAAGUACAAGGUUCUUUGUACGAAGUGCCGAAUGCGGAGUCCCACAUGCUCAUGUCAGAGUAGACGCUGGAAAAGUGGAACGGCGUGA